AAACGUAAAAAAAAAAAAAAAAAACGGCCACGCAAAUACAACACAUGAUUACACAAUGUCAUAUCUCGUCAUCUGCUUUUAUUUACUGUGAAGUUUCAAACCACUUUAACAGACAUCCGCUGUUCACUAAAAGAGCGCCCAUGGAUCUUUUGCGCAAUUUCCUCUGGUUAUGGGUGAUAAUUGUUACUAUUUUUGCCUGGAUUGUGAUCAGCCUCAUCUUCAUCUUCAUCAACAAGUGCAUAUCAAGAGCAGGAAAACACAGAAUCACACAGUUUCCCAGAACGUCUUCCGACUUCACUGCCAAGAGCAACCCAUACCAGGAGAGAACCUUUGAAGCCGAGACCCCACCUUUACCUCCUCGGCAUCAGUUUCUCACAGCAGAGGCCCAAAGCUAUGAGAACCUGGCUGAGGAGUACGUGCAGAACUUUUCUGACUACAAACAGAGCAUCCCCAACUACGUCCAGGACGUCCCUGACUACGAACAGAGCAUCCCCGACUACGUCCAGGACGUCCCUGACUACGAACAGAGCAUCCCCGACUACGUCCAGGACGUCCCUGACUACGAACAGAGCAUCCCCGACUACGUCCAGGACGUCCCCGACUACGAGCAGGACAAGCAGUCUGACUAUGUGAUGGUAGAGGAUGAGGACGAGCCUCUUCCUCUUCCUCCACGGUACCAGGAUGCAGAUCCAGUGGCGGACAACUCCUUCGAGGAGGAGGACUACGACGACAUUGGAGGUGAAGACGAAAACGAGGGCGACGAGGACUACGACGACGUGGGUUAAGACGACAAGAGAACAGGCAGAGAGAUUAUUGUAAAAAGGACACUUUUGACUCUCAUAACUAGAUCUCGCUGAGCAGAGACAUCGGAGCGAAGUUACUCUGGCCGGUGGUAGUUUUUUAAUAUAAUUCAUAACAAAUGAAAUAGGUGAAGUUAUCUGUAUUUGUAUUGUAUAUAAGUACAAAGAGGAGCACUGAAGAGGCAGAGUAUAUAAGUGUUAUUCAGAUAAAGGUUUGAUUCUUGUAACUUUAAACAACAUUAAAGGCUUCAAGCUGUUUAUUUUAAGUUAUUUAAGUGCUUGUUCUGAAAAAUCAACCUAGCAGUUAUUUGACAUAUCUUGCAUAGUUUGAAUAUUUGUUAGUUAUUGACAACAUGUGUGACUAACUGAUCAGACAGAGGUUAUCAAAAAUAUAUUUAUCCUUUUUAUGUUUCUGAUUCAAAACCUACUGGAUAAAUAUUUAAAUGACACCAGUGGUUUGGGGGCCCCUGGUGGCAGCAGGGCCCUUCUCAGCCUCUAAGUCAGUUUGUACUGUAUGAUUAUGCCUAUAUACAAAUAUUGGAUCUAAAAAGGGGCAAAAAUCUACAAAAAAUAAGUAAUUUGGUCUCCAUUUAUGAAAAACUGCCGUAGGCCAACAAUUUGGUGACCUACAUACAUAAUCUCUCACAGUCUGACCACAUAAUAAUAUGCUGUCAGUCAUCAGUCACUGCCUCACUUGGCCCUGGGAAAUUUUAAUGGAUAUAAGUGGGUUUGGAUGCCCUCAGUUUGGGAUUAAGGGAGCUGACGACGCUCCAAAGAGACGAUGCAGAAAAAAAAAAAAUGCUCCAAAAAAAA
This is a messenger RNA of Cyclopterus lumpus (lumpfish), 1613 nucleotides long. RefSeq lists its product as uncharacterized. The record is from RefSeq and is a predicted model, not a curated record. Lineage: Eukaryota; Metazoa; Chordata; Actinopteri; Perciformes; Cyclopteridae. The transcript is spliced from 5 exons. Bases 45 to 785 code for a protein of 246 amino acids.